UUGAAGGUCUGUCGAGGUCGAGAGCACUAUUAGUCGCGAGCAUAUGCUAGGACUGGUUCACUCAGUUGAUUUAUAAAUUGGUAUGUCAAAACCGUUCCGAUUCUUGAAGACAAGCUCAUUUUUUCUCCUCCUUUUUUCUUUCUGUUCCCUCCAUUCUCUUCUUCCUUUUACGCUCUCUCUACAUGCAUUUGAUGGGGCCUCAAAUCUCAGAUCUCUCAAAACAUGAUUGCCUUUUUGUCAUUCUUUGGCACAAACUCCCAGCUUCACUCGCAAAGUUAGAAUAGUACACAAAGAGAGGGCCUUUAUACUGAACUUGUCAAGAGCCUCAAAUUUUCUAUCCAUUUGACUCCAAAAAAGUGAUGACUGCUUUGGUCAAAGUGAUUCUUGGCUCAAUAGCCUUUGCAGUCUUCUGGUUCCUGGCUGUUUUUCCAGCUGUUCCAUUUCUUCCCAUAGGACGAACUGCAGGUUCGCUUCUUGGAGCUCUAUUAAUGGUGGUCUUUCAAAUUCUAGACCCGGGCGAUGCUUAUAAUGCAGUAGACCUACAAAUACUUGCUCUUCUCUUUAGCACUAUGGUGGUAAGUGUGUACCUUGAAAGAGCAGACAUGUUCCAAUACUUGGGAAAGUUUCUCUCGUGGAAGAGCAACGGCGUGAAGGACUUGAUAUGCCGAAUCUGCCUGGUUUCGGCUGUUUCGAGCGCUCUCUUCACCAACGACACUUCAUGCAUGGUCUUGACCGAGUUUGUGCUCAAGAUUGCUAGGCAAAAGAACCUCCCGCCCUAUCCACUUUUGCUAGCGCUCGCUUCGAGUGCGAAUAUUGGGUCGUCAGCAACUCUGAUAGGGAACCCUCAAAACUUGGUGAUCGCCAUCGAGAGUGGGUUGUUCAGUUUUGGGAGCUUCAUGGAAGGCAUGCUUCCGGCAAUGAUUGUGGGGCUCGUGUUGAAUGCAUUCAUCCUCUUGGUUAUGUUUUGGAAAGUGUUAUCCAUUCAAAACGAGGACGAGGAAGAUGUGAAUUUACGUAGGCUUUUGCCCGCCACCAUGUCACACUUACCCUCAAACAUGAAUGAGAAUAGGAAUGUGGGACACGCAGACACACAAGGUCUCGAGAGCCGAGUGUCUUCGGACGAGCAUGAAACGACGCAUCUGAUCGUCCAUGAGAUGUCCGAGUGUGACGUAGUACCGAACACAUGGACGAAAUGGAGGAGGAUAUUGUGGAAGACCUGUGUGUAUUUGGUCAUGGUAGGAAUGUUGGUUUCUCUGUUAAUGGAUUUCAAUAUGUCCUGGACGGCGACUGGCGCAGCUCUUGCCCUAAUCGUUCUUGGUUUCGAGGACGCUGGACCAUCCCUAGAGAAGGUUUCGUAUUCCCUCUUGGUGUUCUUUUGCGGGAUGUUCAUCACCGUUGAAGGAUUCGAGAAAACUGGGAUCCCAUCUUUGCUUUGGGAUUAUGCGGAGAGAUAUGCGGAGGUCACGAGUGCAAAAGGCAUCGCCAUUCUUGCCCUUGUCAUCCUUGUUCUCUCCAAUUCCCUCUCGAAUGUCCCAACUGUCUUAUUGCUGGGGGCAAGGUUAACAGGUUCAAGAGCUUCCAUGUCACUAGACGACCUCAAGAAGGCAUGGCUGAUUCUGGCUUGGGUCAGUACCGUGUCCGGAAACCUCACGCUUCUGGGCUCGGCCGCCAACUUGAUUGUGUGUGAGCAGGCCCGGCGCUCGCCUCAUCUCGCUUACAACUUAAGCUUUUGGAGGCACCUCAAGUUCGGAGUCCCAUCCACGAUUGUAGUGACUGUCGUCGGUUUAACACUUAUUAGUUAAAUGAUCAUGGGCGUGAUCACGCAGCAGCCUGCAAAUUUUGCUGAUGAUAGAACUUCAGAUGAUGAGAGUGUGUUGUAGUGACUUCGACUAAGGGAGCACUCGCGUGGCCAGAAAGGGCAAAGCUUUAACUUGGUUUUUGUGAUCAGCUAGCUACUCUAUAUUUGGUGAAGAUCUUGUACUCUACGAUACUUCUAGAGAUGUAGAGAUUCACAUCAAUAAAGUAGUACCAUAUAAAUUCAA
Eucalyptus grandis is the source of this 2042-nucleotide messenger RNA. RefSeq names its product silicon efflux transporter LSI2. The transcript has 3 exons. Gene Ontology annotation, molecular function: arsenite transmembrane transporter activity. Gene Ontology annotation, biological process: transmembrane transport; arsenite transport. Lineage: Eukaryota; Viridiplantae; Streptophyta; Magnoliopsida; Myrtales; Myrtaceae. Gene Ontology annotation, cellular component: membrane. The coding region runs from base 360 to 1802 and encodes 480 amino acids. The record is from RefSeq and is a predicted model, not a curated record.